CUUGCUGCAAACAGUGCUAGGAGGAUACUGUGCAGGACUAAAGGCGGCUCCGAUCGCCGGCACUACCGGCGAGGAUUGUGGAGCACGAAUGGCCUUCUGCUUUUCCGACUUGAAUCCGGAUGAUUUGGCCACAGCAAGCAAGACUACCUAGAGGAGAAUGUUUAUCAGCUGAUGGACUCCCACGUAAAUUUGUUCCGGAACAUUGACGUUGUGGUGGCCACAGGGACGAACGAGCAAACUGUGACUUGUCUGUCCAAUUUGCUGUGGAAUCAGCAAAUUCUGCAAAUGGUGUGCCGACUGGUGGGAAUCUACGGUGUGGCGAGGCUGCAAGUCAAGAAGCACUGCGUCGUGGAAUCCCAUCCGAAGCCAGCAGAGUAACCUCCGGCUGGAACAUCCCAUGGAGGCCCUGAAAAAGCAUAUAUGGACGACACGGAGGCCACCUCGAACGAAGGUCCCCUGGCGGGUGGUGAUGUACAAGCGCCUGCAGGAGUGGGUCACGCGUCACGGUGGACGAUAUGCGGCGAACUACCGGGAGAAGUCCGAUCUGAGGGAUCUGAUCCGCAGCAAGAUGACCGCUGAUGAGGAGAAGGUGAGCUGAGGUGGAGCGGCGAUGGGGAUUUGACAUUUCGAUAUGUAAACAUGCCAAAAUGAUGGCAGGGCUGGGAGCCUAUUCUCCACACUGAAAAACAUCUCCACAGGCCAGGGGUGUGCACACUACUUCGCACGGUGAUUUUAAUUUCAAAUUGGAGAGAUUUUUCGAAUUUUCAAAAAAUUGUAUGAAAAUCAGGAAUGCAUAUAAAAAAAAUUAAAAAACGGCAAUGAUCAUUAAAACCAAUUGUCUUUCGAAGAAAAAUAUAAAAAAGGGGGGUUAGGUCAGACGGGAAUGGUCUAUUCCACCUUGAAGCGACAGCUUGAAUAAUUGGCGUGGUUCAGCUUUUAUGUGUAUACACAUUGAAUCGGAUACACGCAAAAAAAUAUUCCCGUUAGAUGUACGUGAAUCAUCACGUGAAUUGAAAUUUGUGUCCCUUAUUCCUAGUUUAUCUGAUUCCGAUAAAAGCUUCUUACUGAUUCGUAAUUUCUACGUGACAUUCCCAUCCGAGUCACAUAUUGUCAUAUCCAUGCUAGGUGAUUGUUACGUAGCAGUUUAGCGUAGUGUAACAUAUUGACGCUACGUGACUUUCCAGUGUGAAAAAACUAUCAAAAAAUCAACAUGGCGUCGGACAUACUUGCAGACCUGGAUAUUUCUCGCGAUUUGCUGGACAUUUUUGAGCAGUGUGAUAUUGGACUUUACGAGCUGCUGACGCUGUCUCUGCAGGAUUUAAAGGAGUAUUUGGAGCAAACGGGAGUAAAUUGGUCGUACGAGAAUCUUUUCGAGCGUAUCACGUCGUGGAGGAAGCGAAACAAAACACAGAUAGCACAACUGCUGCUCAGCGGAAGCUCACUUCAAGAGCCACCGGAAGCGGCAGCUUCCAGUUCACUGCCGAAAGCCGACGAGCAUUUUGAAAUCGUCACCGAGAUCAUUCUGCACCCGGAAUCCCAACGCGAGGAAGAACAGGAAUCCCAACCCGAGGAAGAACAAGGAGAGUCACAGCAAGAAGAAAAGGAGGAAUUGCGAGAAAAAAGUACCGACGUCGAAAAUAGCCAGCCUGAACCUCUUGCGGAAGAAAGAGUACAGUCGCCGUUGGACCAAUUGGAUACUUCGCAGUCCGAGAAAACUAAUACAGUGGCUGAAGACGUAAAUAAGCAUUCAUCCCCAUCUGUGCAGUCGUACCCAGACCAGCAAUCGCGGCCAGAUACAUCAAGGCUGAUAACGCUUAACCCUGAGUGGCUUAACGGACUGCUGCUUUCGUCCGAGAAAGGAAAGGAUAUUUUACGCAGAUCGGAGCAUGGGGAACUCUCCGAGCCGAAGCAGCAGCAGUUGGCAGAAAUAGUGGCCAACUACCAUAUUUCGUUACACCGAAACCUGCGUUCUGAGGACCUCGAAAACUACAGCUUGGCCAUAACAACGUUAUUCAAAUCAGAAAAGAAGGUUCGUAUUACAAUUGAUAUUAAAAUAAUCGCUUAGAACACUAAAAGAAUAUUUUUUAGGAAAGUUAUUACAUUCCGAGAGGGGGAGACCGCAAAAACCCUGGCGGCAAAAUAGCCAACAAGAUCGGCAACCUAAAACAAAAGAAGCGGAAGGAAGAAGCUAGAGAAGAUGAGCACGUGAAGAAGCUGAAACCCAGUUCCGCCCCGCAAAAGGUUCAAGCGGUAAAUGAAGGAACUCAGUGGCUGAUCCUGAACGUGCAACCGUGGUCAACAGUGCUGGACAAAUGGCCAGUGAGCUUCAGCUUCAGGCAACCGCUGCUGCAGAAACAAAAAUCGGCUGCUAAAUUAUUGCAGAAGUUUCCGCACUAUAAAGAGGAAUUCGGAUACCAACUGGUGAGUAUUUAUCUAAGGGAAGAUUCAAAUAUUACGUCCAUCAUUUUUCAGGAUUUCUAGACCUCCCCUCUGUCACGCUAUU
Messenger RNA from Aedes albopictus (Asian tiger mosquito), 2503 nucleotides. RefSeq lists its product as uncharacterized. The transcript is spliced from 3 exons. Lineage: Eukaryota; Metazoa; Arthropoda; Insecta; Diptera; Culicidae. The record is from RefSeq and is a predicted model, not a curated record. The coding region runs from base 1211 to 2065 and encodes 284 amino acids.